GACGUCACUUCCCGCGGCAGCCAGUGUGAAGGUUCGGUUCCGGAGGAAGACUUCCGGACCGUCACCCCGGCAACCGGAGAUAGGAAAAGAAGUACCGGGAAGAAAACGAAACCGGGAGGUAGAGGAGAGAGCGGGACCGAGCAGCUGCCGGUAGGCCAUGGAUGACCCAGAGAUGGCAGAACUGGAGAGCAUGGUGGUGGAGGAACUGGGCAUAUCCAUGAAGGAGCUUCGCGAAUUCAUAGACCGAGAGGUGGAGAAGAACGAGUUGGUGAAACAGAAGAAAGCCCAGCUCCUGGAACUGGAGCAGCUGGUGAAGCAGAAAGAAGAGGAGGUGGCCAACGUGGACAACCUGUAUGACAAUGCCUCUAGGGCUCUUGAUGACUGUGAGACUUUGGUGAAGACCCUGUAUAAAGAGAUGGGCAUCACAUACAAAGAGAGCAGCUCCGAAGACGAAUCUAACAAGCCGGUGGAAGUCAUUGAGAUUCCAGAUGAAGAAGAAGACGACGACGAUGUUUUGAGUGUGGGAUCUGUUGAUGGUCUUAAUAAUAAGACGCCCAAAGAGAAACGUCUUUUAAGGGGUGCAAUGGCUGCCGUGAAGAAAUGCAAGCAAGAUGUGCAGAACUUGGUGGAUGCAAUUCAGAAGAAGUCAGAUGGGCCGCAGACUCGCUUUUCCUCUCACCCGUCAUCGCCUACCAGUUCCGUGGGUGGGUCCAAUCAGGCCGGCACAACCAACGAUGUAAACAAAGAUGGCGAUCUGGUUGUGGGGAUGCGAAUACUGGGAAAGAAGAGGACCAAAACGUGGCACAAAGGCACUCUGAUCUCCAUCCAGAUGGUCGGGCCAGGAAAAAAAUACAAAGUCAAAUUCGACAAUAAGGGGAAGAGCCUGCUGUCUGGGAAUCACAUAGCCUACGACUACCACCCUUCAACAGAAAAACUGUUUGUAGGGAGCAGAGUGGUGGCCAAAUACAAGGAUGGAAACCAAGUGUGGCUGUACGCCGGCAUUGUCGCCGAACCUCCCAGCAACAAGAAUAAGAUGAGGUUUCUGAUUUUCUUUGAUGAUGGCUACGCUUCGUAUGUCACACAGUCAGAACUGUACCCUGUCUGCCGCCCACUCGGCAAAACCUGGGAGGACAUUGAAGAUGUGUCGUGUCGAGACUUCAUCGAGGAAUACGUCACUGCCUACCCCAAUCGCCCAAUGGUCCUGCUCAAGAGCGGUCAGCUCAUCAAGACCGAGUGGGAGGGGACCUGGUGGAAAUCCAAGGUGGAGGAAGUAGACGGGAGCCUGGUGAAGAUUUUGUUUUUGGAUGAUAAGCGAUGUGAAUGGAUCUAUCGAGGAUCCACUCGACUGGAGCCCAUGUUCAGCAUGAAGACGUCCACAGCUUCUACGCAAGAGAAGAAACAAGCCGGACAGCAGAGAACGCGCCCCAACAUGGGCGCUGUGCGGAGCAGAGGGCCUGUCGUACAGUACACGCAUGACCUAACUGGCAGCGAGUCUCCGUUUAAGCCUGUGGAGCCAACCUCUCCGCAGUCCAUCCCGUCACCGCAGCUGAUCGACACCGACUCCGACAGCCAGCAGGCACAGUCUAAGAAGCAAGUGGCCAAGAAGAGUACGUCAUUCCGUCCUGGAUCAGUGGGUUCUGGCCAGACCUCCCCAAUACCUAUGGAGACCGCCACUGCAUUACGCCCCAUUCUUCCAAACCAACCCAACCAGCAACCCACCCAGACCUUCCAGCCCAUCCAGCCCAUCCAACCCAUCCAACCCAUCCAGCCCAUCCAACCCAUCCAACCCAUCCAGCCCAUCCAACCCAUCCAGCCCAUCCAAACAAUUCAGACUAUCCAAGCAAUUCACAAUUUUCCGACGAUUCAGACCAUUCAGUCGAUUCAACCCAAUCAAACCAUCCAGACCAUACAUUUGGCACAACCGAAUAGGUUUAUCACCACUAAUCCUACGUACCAGAUUAUCCAGACAAAUCAAAUGCCAACAGAGAUAAAUUACAGGGCCCCCAUGGACAAACUCUUCUACCUACCUCACACGUGUAACUACAACUGCUUGUCGCGUCUCCGUGCCAUCCUCCACCGGGGCAAGAACCCCAUGCUGAUCCCACUGCUGUACGAUUUCCGCCGUAUGACCGCCAGGAGGCGUGUCAACCGCAAGAUGGGAUUCCACGUCCUCUACAAAGCGCCCUGCGGGCUGAGCCUGCGGACCAUGUCUGAAAUAGAACGAUUCCUCUUUGAGACAAGCUGUGACAAACUGUUUUUAGAAAUGUUCUGCCUCGACCCUUAUGUGUUGGUGGACCGCAAGUUCCAGCCGCAGAAACCUUUCUAUUAUAUCCCGGACAUCACCUAUGGCAAGGAGGAUGUGCCCCUGUCCUGUGUUAAUGAGAUAGACCGGACGCCCCCUCCUCAGGUAGACUACAGCAAGGAGCGCAUUCCCGGCAGAGGUGUCUUUAUUAACACUGGCUCGGACUUCCUGGUGGGAUGUGACUGCACGGAUGGAUGUCGGAACAGGUAGGAAGAGAGAUCACCCACCGAACUACAC
Bufo gargarizans (Asiatic toad) is the source of this 2539-nucleotide messenger RNA. RefSeq names its product SET domain bifurcated histone lysine methyltransferase 1 (gene SETDB1). Gene Ontology annotation, cellular component: nucleus. The coding region runs from base 158 to 2512 and encodes 784 amino acids. Gene Ontology annotation, molecular function: histone H3K9 methyltransferase activity; DNA binding; zinc ion binding. The record is from RefSeq and is a predicted model, not a curated record. NCBI's taxonomy places the organism in Eukaryota, Metazoa, Chordata, Amphibia, Anura, Bufonidae. The transcript has 13 exons. Gene Ontology annotation, biological process: negative regulation of gene expression; heterochromatin organization.